Messenger RNA from Ceraceosorus bombacis, 2101 nucleotides. The record is from the annotation of a GenBank genome assembly. Lineage: Eukaryota; Fungi; Basidiomycota; Exobasidiomycetes; Ceraceosorales; Ceraceosoraceae.
AUGUCGAGCCACAGCUGCGAUAUCGAUUCGCAGAGGGAGAGGCAAGAGGUGGAAAUUGGGAUCAUUGGAAUGGGAGAUAUGGGCCGAUUGUAUGCCGAGAGGUUCAGCAGCGCUGGUUGGAAACAGUGAGUGGGCAGUUCGGUCAGAGGAACACGAUGCGAGGCUAGGCUAGGCUAGGCGAGGUCCUGAUGUGGGCAUUAGAUCGGCCUAGGCGUGAAGAGCAGAGUCAGGGCAUGGCAGAGCAUGGCAAAGCAGAGCUUGAAUGGCUGACUUGCACGCUCACUAUUUUCGUUCAGCGUCAAUGUAUGCGAUCGAUCAGAAAAUUACGAGAAGCUCAAAGACGACUAUCGAGGUGUGUGUAUAGUCUUUUCGCGGCAUGCAUGGUGCUCCAAGCCAAUGGAUCAUCGCAUUGCCCAACUCUACUCGUCUUACAUCAACCCCCCGCAUCGCUGCACAGACUCUGCGAUCCGAGUGUACAGGAAUGGACAUUUGGUAUCUCGCAGGUCAGAUCUGAUCAUAUAUUCCGUCGAGGCUGCAUACAUCGACCAAGUGGUAGCUCAGUAUGGUCCAUGUAAGUCAGUCUCAGACGCCCAGCCAGCAGACUGGUCAUACGCGUAGUCGAUCGCUCAACACCAACUUUCUCUGUCUCCAUCUGCGUGCACGUUUGCUUGCUUGCUCAGCUGCAAAGCAGGGCAGCAUCAUCUCGGGUCAGACCUCGGUCAAGGCUCCCGAAAGGGACGCUUUUGAAAGACAUUUACCGGACGAUGUGUACAUUAUCUCUUGUCAUUCUAUGCAUGGUCCCAAAGUCGAUCCGACAGACCAGCCAUUGGUGAGAGUCGUUGGCGCCCGCUUCCUUGCAGAGCAAGACGAUUCGACGUGACGUUGAAGCUUUGUUCUUCAUCGCUGGUGGACACAGAUUUUGAUACAGCAUCGAGCGCCGGAUGAAAAGAUGCGAUUGUUGGAGAGAAUCAUGAGCUGCUUCAGAUCCAGAUUUGUCUAUCUGAGCUACGAAGAUCAUGAUAUCGUCACUGCCAACACGCAAGCUGCUACCCAUGCCGCUUUCCUUUCGUAAGUGCUAGGCGUCGGCGGGACGGUGCGGCAACGCUGGCAGCUGACGAUGGAGACUUCGUGGCUUCAUUGUUGCAGGAUGGGUACGGCUUGGAGAGCUUCGGCGUCCUACCCUUGGGAGACAGGACUGUACCCGGGCGGAAUAGAGACGGUAAAGAUCAACAUUUGUCUACGAAUCUACGCUGCAAAGUGGCACGUGUACGCUGGUCUAGCUUUGCUGAACCCAUCUGCGCGCACACAAGUGGGCCAGUAUGCCGACAGCUGCACGGAGCUCUUCAAGCUCAUGGUGGCUGAAAAGGAGGCAGAGUUGAGGGAAAGGGUGAUGAGGGCUAGGAGAGGCGUUUUUGGAUGGAGAGAUGAAGAGGAGGGGGAAGGAGCUAGGACGACCGGAGCCAGAGCUUAUGCGGAUGCGAGAGGCGCAAAGGAUGAGAAAUCGUCGGAGAGGGAACGCAAACCGAUCUUGAUGUCGGACAAGAUGCUGGAUCGAUUUCAUCUGGUUGCGAGAAAAGCCUUGGGCGAGGGUUCUGCUUCGUCGGCGGAUCCAAACAGAGAAGGCACCCAAGGCGAGCGUCCCGGACUAGAUUCUGAGCGGAAACCUUUCGCAAGCAGUGAGGCAUCUCCAUUUUUGCCAUCAUCAUCCUCGUCAACGCCCCCAUCACCGCCGCCCAACUCUCACUUGGCAUUGCUUGCCAUUGUGGACAGCUGGCACGUCUUGAAGCUGAACCCGUACGCCGAUCUGGAUCUAGCCGCCACGCCCAUCUUUCGCCUAUGGAUAGGCGUGUGCGAAUACCUUUUCCGAUCGCCCGCUCGCAUCAAUAGCGCCAUCUCUGCCGCCAUACACGACCACACGUUUAGAGCAGACGAUACGGAAUUCGUCGUUGCUGCGCGCGGAUGGGCUCAGGCGGUCAGAUUCGGCAAUUUCGACCUGUUUAGAUGGAGAUUUGAAGAGACCAGAGAAUUCUUUGCUCCUCGAUUCGAAGAGGCGAAUACGAUUGGCGCAGAAAUGUUGAAGGCGGUUGCUAGCAAGGAGUAG